Molecule: messenger RNA, 3707 nt
Organism: Daphnia magna
Lineage: Eukaryota; Metazoa; Arthropoda; Branchiopoda; Diplostraca; Daphniidae
Cellular component (GO): membrane
Molecular function (GO): hexosyltransferase activity
Source: RefSeq, a predicted model, not a curated record
UUCUUUCCUCUUUCUCUCUUUCUUUUUUCUCUUUAGAGAAAAUUCUGAAGUCUCAUUGACUCUUUCUCGCUCUAUGCACAAAGCCUUUUGGGUUUUUCGAGUUUUAUUUUCUAUUCGUUUCUCAACUGGGGCCACAACAACAACAGCUCGGCGGCUCCUCCACCGGUGAACUCUUUGAUUGGUAUACUAACCUCUUGCGUGUAUGGCUGCGUGUGUGGUUUAUCCAAGUGGCAGAUACUUCGUCGUCAUCAUAUUAUAACGCAGUUUGAUUGGUGACUGGGCAGCGUCGGUGAGGCUAGCGCAUACACCGGCAGUGUCGCUCAGAAUUCCGAGCUCUGGAUCGAGCGCGUGUGUGUGUGUGUGUGCUGUAACCACCCACCCGAGUUGACUAGUGUUUUUCUUUCGAGGAAGACGACUAGUUCCUGGUCGUUGGUGUCGACACCGUUUGUCCGUUUACAGUUGCCGUGUUUGUGCUCUCGAGUGUUCUCUUCGAUUACUGGCGUCUUUUCUUUUCUUUCUUUUGGACUACGUGCGCCACUUCUAGCAGUUCGAUCGCCACCGAUCGAUAUCGAUCUUCACCAUCUUUGUCUUUUUGCUCCCCUGCUUUUCUUUUUUCUCCUUGUUGCCCUGUUUUUUUUUUCUUUCUUUCUUUUAUUUAUCUAUUUUUGUUUUUGUUGGGUUCUUUUUUUUUUCUUUUAACCCUUUUUCUUUUCUGUCCUUUUCGCGAAUUUUCUUUUAUUUCGUGACGACGGCCAACCAAACAGCGAACACAUCUGUGUCUGCGUGUGUGGGUGUGUGAGUGUGUACCGUGUAAUUCCCGUUCCUUCAGUCUCGUCCCUCUUCUGUUGCGGGUUUGUGAGUGUUCCCUGUACUCUAUCGACAACACGCGUUGGUGGGCAGACCAACAGUGAAUAGCAGCAAUCUAACCGAAUCCAUUUUUCUUAACGGAUAUUUAAAAAAAGGCAACCUUGUUCAACGAAAAAGAAAAAAAAUAAAAAAAAGAAGAAGAACUAAAGUAAAUAAUAAAAAAGGAAACAAAUAAACGAGUAAAACAAGAAGCCCAAAGACGGGCCCACAAACAGUCAGCCCACGGACCAAAAGUGAGAGACGAGGAGAAAAAUACCGGUCACGUUCGUGGAGACGAACGUUGGCCCAUUUCGAUCAGAGGAUGCCUUUCGGUGAAGUCAUGUAUCGCUGCAACGCGCAUUAUUGUUUCAGCAGCGUGUUCCGCAAUCGCGUCGUCGGACUGGUCGUCACGCUGGCGCUCAUGCAACUCUUUCUCUUCUCCUUCUACCUCAACGGCCUGCACAGUCAAGUGGUCGUCACGACCAAUACGGGUAGCAGCAGCAACAGUCCCGUUUCGUCAUCGGAGCAACAGGAUGGACAUUAUCAGCCGUUAGAAUUGGCUGCUGUCGUCCAACAGGCUGUUGGCCCGCGACACGCAGACAACCCUACAGUAGUAGUGGCAGGCGCCGGGAGCGCGGCUACGGUCGUGGGGGCUGACUUUAACCUUGGCCAACGGUCAGCGCCAGUAGGUCAAGAGGUGGAUCGGCCAGACGAAGAAUUCCUCAAUCCGUCCAUCAGCAAAGCCAAGGCCGCCAUGGGAGACGUUGCUAAGAAAGCUCUUGAUCACCUGAUGACGAACAAAAAACCAGCCAUGGAUUUAAUGGCCAUGGCUGCCAAGAAGCUAUCAGCCGACCCUAACGACCCAACGAUGGCGAAACUUGGUCUUAAUCUGUUGGCUAAUGCUUUUAACAACAUGAAAAACCAACGGGGACCAGCCCAGCUAAAGCCACAACAACAGCAACAGCAGCCAACGAAUGAAGUGACGGGUCGCCAGCAACAAGCUGUCGCCAACAGUAAUGAGCCAGCCUCGUCAUCAGCCGUUAACGAUGUCGAGGAUCAAUCCAAAUCCCAAUACGCCAAUCUAGCGCAAAUGGGAUUACAAAUGCUAACCAACGGUCUGGCCGAUCCUUCGUCGAUUGCAGCUAAUAAGGGAUCCAGUCCGGACAUGCGCAUGCUGGAAAUGGCUUCUCAAUUGAUGUGGCAGAGCGCCAAACUAUCGAAAGCCGGAUUCGACCCUCAAAUGGCCAAAUCGGCCUUGGGUUUGCUUAAAGGCGCUGUGGCUAGUCAAAAACUCGAUCCCAAGCUCAUUCUCGGCCUGGCUACCAAGAUGAUGACAAUGCAACAACAACUGCAACAGCAACAACAACCAUCGUCUGUUUCCGGCGAAACUAAUGGCGGUGGCUUCAACUUGUUGAGCCAAUUGUUGUCCAACGGCCAGCUGGCGUCGGCGCUGCUCAACGCCGGAGCUGCUGCCGCUCAGCCGGCAGUUUCGGCCGACCAAUCCAAUGCGAUUUAUCGCAAUUAUGUCAAGGUGACCAGCAGAAAAUUGCCGACGCUCAAAUCGAAGAUGUCGUCACCUUAUUCCAUCCCGUCUGGCAAAGUUGUCGUCGACAUUGGAUUUCAGUUCACGAUGGAAGCGGUGGACACGUGCCGCUCCAACGCCACCUACCUGAUUAUGGCCAUUUCAUCGGCUGCGCACACUGAAGAACGACAGGCGGCUCGCGACACGUGGAUCAAAGAUUUGCAUCAGCUGGUCGGCGGCAAAGUCGACGUUGUUUUCAUAAUUGGCCAAACGGCGAACGUCACUCUGCAUCGGGCCAUCGAAGAGGAGGCAACCACCCACCGGGACUUGAUCCAGACCAACGUGCAAGAGCCAAUAGAGAAUGGCGUUUUCAAAACUUUGGCCGGGCUCGUCUGGAUCGACCGCCACUGUCCGGAAAUUGAGCAAAUCCUCAAGAUCGAUGAUGACGUCUACGUCAGCGCAGCAACAAUGCUCAAGGCGAUGGAGAAGGGCAAAGCGAGGCCCACCAUUACCGGUAGCUUGAUCGACAGCAUGAAUCCACACACGACAUCAGACGAGAGACAUAAAACGACGAAAAAAGCGUGGCCACUCAAAGAGUUCCCUCGUUUCGUUCUUGGUGGAGCUUACCUGAUGGGCAGGCCAGCAGUGCCUCGUUUAUUGGCCGCCGCUCAGGACCCUGUUCUACCACUCGAAGAUGUCUACGUGACCGGGUUGUGCGCCGUCGGUGGCAAAGUGGAGCUUAUUCCAAAAAAAAGCCUGUUUGAAGAAGAAAUUAGCGAAGAAUUGGAGACUUGUACCUUUGAAGAUUUCGCUUCGUGGCGCUCGACUGGGGCCGCUGACGUUAAACAGACGUGGAAUUUUGCUCAAGCGAUGAAGAGAAGCGGCGAAAUUUGCAUCACGACCAACAAGUGCGCCCGAACGUUCAUGGGCAUUUGCAUCCCAUCCUCGUCCUAAUUCGCUCUCUACCGUCGUCUCUGUACAUCGAUCUUUUAUCGUGAUUUUCAAAUCGGACUGGCUCCAUUUAAUCUCCGACCUAUCGCAAUCAUUUGCAGUUAUUUAUUUAUUUGCCGGCAGUUGAAUAUUAUGGAAUUUCACGUUUGGUGGAUGACGUGUUGGUAAUCUUGGCAUGUAAAAUAUUAUCUUUUUGAGCUACACUGUUGAACAACCUGGACAGAUAAAACCGAUUUGAUCGAGAGCCCCAGCAAUCACAAAAGGGAAAACUUAUAAAUCAUCUCAUAGAGGUUUCGCGGGUUGUUCGUCCUUUUUACUUGUAUCCUUCUGUAAUCAUCAAUGACUUCUGCAAAAAUAAUAAGACAAGUAAUACAAACCAUGUUUUUUU